Parascedosporium putredinis is the source of this 2289-nucleotide messenger RNA. NCBI's taxonomy places the organism in Eukaryota, Fungi, Ascomycota, Sordariomycetes, Microascales, Microascaceae. The record is from the annotation of a GenBank genome assembly.
AUGGUCCAUAUACUUGGGCCGCACCAAGUUCGCAGGAGCGAGGGGCAAGCUAACAAAGAGACUGGCAGGAAUGGCAUCGAUGGCAACUGGUCCACCACCGAGUUGUGGGUGGGCAACGUCGACGUGUCGGAGGCUACGAUGAAUCUCAUCAUUAGCACCACCCUGUCCGAGACCUGGGUCGUAGGUUCCGGUGGCUGCGUUGACCGCGAACAACUCUGUCCUAAGUAUCGCGGGGGCACCCUUGAUAUAUGGUCAUCGAGUACGUGGUACUCCCUUGGCGACUGGCAGCUCAGCUUCCCGUAUCAAGAUGUUGAGGCCAAUGGAAAUUAUGGUCUCGAUACCCUUGUUAUCAGAGAUUCGCAAACCAAGACCCUCGUGGCUCUAGACCGGGCUCUUAUUGCCGCUUUCAACACGACCGAGUUCUACAAUGGUUUCUUUGGUCUCGGAAUCGUGUCCGGCGAAUUCGGCCGUCAGGUCUCGGAUGCUCCCUUCAGCCAGAUGGUGGCUAGGUAUGGCUGGUUUCCCAGUUAUACGUAUGGUUAUACCGCCGGCGCUUAUUAUAAGGGUUCCGGGACCCCUUCUUCUCUGGUUCUUGGGGGAUAUGACGAGAAGAGAUUCGUGGCCCACGGUAACGAGUUCACUCUGACCCGAGACACCAUCCUCCCUCAGGCUCUAGUCCGCGGGAUCGAGGUCUCCGUUCCUGAUGACAAGAGCAAGCCUGAGCAUUGGGACUCGAAUUCGUUUGUUUUGUCCAACAUGUCAACAUCGUUCGAGGCCAUCAUUGACAGCUCAACCCCCUUUCUUUCGCUUCCUCAGGAAGUGUGCGACAACUUCGUUGGGGCACUUAACCUAACUUUCAACCCCAAGCUUGACGCGUACGAACUCACCAACGACCAGUUCGCCCAGCUCAAAUCCGACGAUUCCUUCACUUUUACCUUUAGUCUGUCGAGCUACGACAAUAACGAUGACUUUGGGCACCCUCUUGAUGUGGCCGGUGUUGUCAACAUCACCCUUUCUGCCCACGCAUUCGCUCACACUCUUGGAUAUCCUUGGAACAACAUGGCCAUCGAAUACCAGGACCAGCGUAUCCCAUAUUUCCCUAUCAGGGUUGCCCCUGACAAUACUUUCAUACUGGGAAGGACUUUCCUUCAAGAGGCCUACCUUUUGACCAAAUACGACACGACAGUCUUCUCCAUCCACCAGGCCCUCUACCCAGAGAGCCGCCUUGAGGCGGAGAUCGUAACUGUAGAGCAACCACCCAACAGCCCCUAUCCACCGCCCUCGAGUAGCGGUGAAAAGCACGGCCUAAAGAAGAACCAGAUGAUUGGAAUCGUGGCCGGCGUGGUUGUUGCCACUCUUAUUGCCCUCUUUGUCUUCUGCUUCUGCUGCAGGCGCAGGAGAAAGAGAACUCGCGUGCCAGUGGCGUACACGGAAGAAGACGCCAAGGACAAUGCGUCAUCCAUCAUGACCGAGACACCCAAGACGCCUGUCGGUCGCAUAUUCUCUAAAAUCAUUCGCCGAAAGCGAUCGCGAAAGGCCGAGUCCAUUGCGGCUUCCGGGACGGAGACGAAUCCGGCAGAGGUCGGCGCAGAUGCGACGCACGAGCUUUACGAGCUACCUGCUCCUUUAGAUCCCGUGGAACUCGAUGCCGAUACCCAGUCCAUCGUCAGCGAGACUGAUCUCGGGACUGAGGGCACUGAAAAUCUCAGUGCGUACGAGCUCGCCAGGCGAAAGAUGGAACGCCGCCUCCAAGGCCCCGUUCCGGCGUAUAGCCCCCUGCCGAUGAUGCUGUCAUCUCAGGCGGCGAGGCUUCGACUGCUCGGCCAACAACAUCUCCCCGACGUCUCCAUCCUCCACCGGGCCUGGAGCGAGCAGCAGGGUGCAAAGGACCCCGAUCGACCCGAGCAAAAUCGUCUGCUUGGGGCCUUUGCCAGAGAAUGUGCAGCUCCCCUGCCAAGUCCCACGAGGUCCACGAUGCCUCGCACCACCGGCAUGGAGCCGCCCAGUCCCGGCCUCGCGGUGAUGUCGAAUCAGGAGGCACGGGUCUCGACUGACACACUUGGGAGCAACUUUACGGACGUUGAAGAGCAGUUGGCCCGGGACGCCCCGAACAGGGGUGGCUCAAACGCGCCGGCAAAUCCGUCCAUCAGUCCUAUAAACACUACCAACCAAAGUGAGGGCCCUGCCCCCACAACCUCGAGUGCACGGAGCCUCGAGAGGAUAGACGCAGGCGUCGAGCUGGUCCACGUCCCGCAGCUGGCUGAAAGGCGGUAUAGUUGGGAGGAAUAA